Molecule: messenger RNA, 2596 nt
Organism: Daldinia loculata
Lineage: Eukaryota; Fungi; Ascomycota; Sordariomycetes; Xylariales; Hypoxylaceae
Product: PTR2-domain-containing protein
Exons: 3
Coding region: 342-2282 (646 amino acids)
Biological process (GO): transmembrane transport; oligopeptide transport
Cellular component (GO): membrane
Molecular function (GO): dipeptide transmembrane transporter activity
Source: RefSeq, a predicted model, not a curated record
AUUCGACUAGGCGACUAGAUGCUGAACGGUCUGAACGGUCUGAUCUGGGUAGGUAACGUCGUGACACCGAUAGGGGCAAAAUGACAAAGGGUGUAGGACUCAUACGUAUUAGAGCUGAACGUUUUAUCAUUUUACUUUCUUCCGCUGUUUCGUGCCACAUAUAAUUCAUAGCUUUCCCCAAUCCUUCCUUUCAAGUGAUAUUUCUUGCUGGAGAUUGGAUCAUCGCCGACGCCAUUUAGAGCAAUAUUCUAUUAAUUUGUCGCUACAAUAGUCUUGAUUAGGUGGUUUCGUGUCUGAGGAGAAAUUCGUCGAGUGGUACAAGGUUACGUAGUAUUCUCAUCAUGGCGAACGAAGCGACCGGCGACAGCGUCGUGACCGCCCACGAUAGCCCUCCUAUUGCCGAGGAGAAAGUCCCGCAUGUGUCGGAUCUCAAAGCUACCGGUUCGGGCCAGGGUUCGGAAAUAGAUGGUCGUCUCUAUGGACCAAAUGGAGAGGAAUAUCCCACAAAGGAAGAACUAGAUACUUUACGACGCGUCAAAGGUCCUAUUAAUUUGAUUAUCUACACUAUUGCUUUCGUCGAACUUUGCGAACGGUUCGCUUACUAUGGAACUACUGCUGUCUUUGUCAACUUCAUUUCGCAACCUCUUCCCCCCGGCUCUACCACCGGAGCCGGCGGCACGGACCUACAAGCUGGUGCUCUCGAUCAGGGUCAGCAAGCUUCGACCGGUUUAGUGCUGUUUAACUCUUUCUGGUCUUAUCUGAUGCCUUUGCUUGGUGGUUGGUUGGCCGAUACAUAUUGGGGCAAAUAUAAGACAAUCCAUGUUGCUGUUGUGGUAGCUCUGUUUGGCCAUGUUAUUCUCAUCAUUUCAGCGCUGCCACCAGUGAUCGCUAACCCGAGAGGCGCGCUCGGUUGUUUCUCUGUCGGCUUGAUCUUCUUCGGCAUUGGUGUUGGUCUUUUCAAAGCUAACAUCUCUCCUAUGAUUGCCGAGCAGUAUGAAAGCACGCAACCGAGAGCUAUUGUCAAGACUUUAAAGAGUGGCGAACGCGUCGUGGUCGAUCCCGUCUUGACAAUUUCUAUUAUCUAUAUGCGCUACUACUUUUUCAUCAAUGUCGGAUCAUUGAUUGGUUCCAUUGCGAUGGUGUACGCUGAGAAGUACGUCGGUUUCUGGCUCUCUUUCGUUUUGCCUACAGGCCUAUUCAUUAUCUGCCCCCUCGUCUUGGUUGCUUUCAAGGCCAAGUACGUCCGUCAUCCACCAACGGGCUCGGUUCUUAGUAAAGCAAUUGCUUUGGUUGGUUUAUCAAUGAAGGGACGUUGGUCUUUUAACCCUAUUACCACUAUCAAAAACCUUCGUGAGCCUGGUUUCUUCGAGAGGGUUAAGCCGAGUAAGAUACCUGAGUCCGAGCGCCCGGCUUGGAUGACAUUCGAUGACCACUGGGUCGAUGAGGUACGCCGUGGUUUUAAAGCCUGCAGCGUUUUCGUUUGGUACCCCAUCUACUGGCUUUCAUAUAACCAAUUAAACAAUAACCUUGUUUCCCAAGCUGCAACGAUGCAUCUUGGAGGAGUACCGAACGACGUGGUUUUCAACCUCGAUCCUUUCGCCCUACUGAUCUUCAUCCCUAUCUGUGAUAAGUUGUUUUACCCCGCCAUGAGACGCGCUGGUAUCCAUUUCACCCCUAUCAAGAAAAUUACGACUGGUUUUGCCCUAGGAACUUUAGCGAUGGCAGUUGCCGCUAUUAUUCAACAUUAUAUAUAUAUGCAAAGCCCGUGCCGAAGCCGAGACGGCUACGGGUAUGUCGAUGACUGCAGGGCGCAUCUCGGACUUCCAGCUGAUGCUCCAGAGUCUGAAUAUAAACCCCCGCUGUCAGUCUGGAUUCAGACACCUGCAUAUGUCAUUUUGGCACUGGCUGAGAUCUGCUCGUCGAUUACCGGUCUCGAGUAUGCUUUCACGAAGGCGCCGAAGAAUAUGCGAGGUUUUGUUACUGGUGUCUUUUGGUUCUCUCAAGCUUUCGCAUCUGCGAUUGGCCAGGCCUUCGUUCCCCUCGCUGCUGACCCUAACCUCGUAUGGCUAUACAUGACGAUUGCUAUCAUCUCAGCCCUUGGCGGUGUUGGGUUUUGGUACAACUUUGCGAGCCUGGAUCGCGAAGAGGAAGCUCUGAAUGCACUCCCUGAUAGCUUGUUUCAGGGAAGUCAAAACCAGGAUGCUGACUUCGCUGCUCUCGAGGCGGCGCAAGUGGAACAGGAGAAAAUUCGGCACGCCCAGGGACUCGAUAAGGUUUUGUAAUCGAGGGUCACUCUACUUGUGCGUUUAUUAUAUAUCCCGAUUAUAUUAUAUUGGUAAAAUACCUAUGGUAAGAAGUAAACUAGCUACUUCGUGGCUAACAACACAGUAAUGAUUGCUAUCCCAAUUCACGGGAUAUAAAAUAUACCCAAUACACAUAGUCCUAAAUUUAGCUAGUUAGGUGAUUACCUCUUAGCAAAUUCUGUUUGCCUACCUGGGUAAACAUGAGAUUCGCGGUGUGUGGGUGGCGCAUUAGAGCUUCUCUUUAACGACCGCAAUGUGGAUUCCACCGUCUACCUGUUGUAGAUAUGUCCGUG